Cornus florida is the source of this 1210-nucleotide messenger RNA. Its product is annotated as peroxidase 10-like. Gene Ontology annotation, molecular function: peroxidase activity; heme binding. Bases 89 to 1057 code for a protein of 322 amino acids. Gene Ontology annotation, biological process: hydrogen peroxide catabolic process; response to oxidative stress. The transcript is spliced from 4 exons. The record is from RefSeq and is a predicted model, not a curated record. Lineage: Eukaryota; Viridiplantae; Streptophyta; Magnoliopsida; Cornales; Cornaceae.
GCUCUCUGUAUAAAUUGUUCACUCAUCACUUCUACUUAUCACGCUACACUAGUUGAAAAUUUUAGAUUUUAUUGUUCACAUUCUAGAUAUGAGUCGAAGUCAUUAUGAAUUUUUGAAUUUCUCUUUGCCUUUCAUGUUUUGCCUGGUUCCUCUUGUGUGUAGUCAACUUGAUUAUAAAUUUUAUGAUUACACAUGUCCCAACCUGACCAAAAUUGUCAGAUAUGGUGUCUGGUCAGCCAUAGCGAAUGAUACUAGGAUGCCCGCCUCUCUCCUGCGCCUGCAAUUCCAUGACUGUUUCGUUAAUGGGUGUGAAGGGUCGGUAUUACUAGAUGGUGGGGAGAAGAAUGCAUUGCCGAACAUGAAUUCAGCCAGAGGUUUCGAAGUCAUUGAUGCCAUAAAGGCUAAUGUGGAGAAAGCUUGCCCAUCAACUGUUUCUUGUGCUGAUAUAUUAGCUCUUGCAGCAAGAGAGGGUGUCUUUCUUCAAGGAGGGCCUUAUUGGUCAGUGCCCUUGGGACGUCGAGAUGGCUUAACUACGAGUGAGAGUGCGGCUAACACAGAGCUCCCAUCGCCUUUUGAGCCCUUGGCAAACAUUACUGCAAAGUUUGCUUCAAAGGGUCUUGACAUGAAUGAUGUGGUUGUGCUCUCAGGUGCACACACUAUAGGCUUUGCUCAGUGCUUCACAUUCAAGCCAAGGCUCUUUGAUUUCGAUGGAUCGGGUAAUCCUGAUCCAACGCUCGAUGCGUCGCUUCUGAGCAGCUUGAGGAGUGUGUGCCCGAAUCAAGAUUCUUCGGACUCGAACUUGGCUCCAUUGGAUCCUGUUUCUAGUGCUAAGUUCGACAACAUCUAUUUCAAGAACCUUUUGAACAAAUCCGGGGUUCUGCAGUCAGACCAAGCUCUUAUGGGGGACAAUAGGACUGCUGCAAUGGUUCUCAAUUACAGCAAGUACCCUUUCUUGUUCACGAGGGAUUUCGGAGCAUCAAUGGUGAAGCUAAGCAGCGUCGGUGUGCUUACAGGGAAAGAUGGGCAGAUUAGGCAGAAUUGUAGGGUGGUGAACUAGAAAUCUAUGUACCCAACUGUAUGUAAUCUUGGAAAGGGCUUGAAAAGCUUAGGAUGGAACUAAUGCAGGUUUGUAACAUCAAAGCAAGUCUUGUGAAUCUCUCUGAUGCAUAAAUAAUAUAGUCUUGGACAAUGAACUUUGGGAGCUUUUCAA